AUGACCGAAUUUCACGCCCUUGUACACUUGGCUGAUGAGCUGUUUGCACGUUUCGAGCAAAAAGGGAGACCUUCAGACCUUAGCCUUGUAGUUAUUCACUACCGCUCAGCCCUUGCUCUCGCCUCCUCGGAUCCGACACUCUCUAACGAUGUUCGCAGCAAGCUGCUCAGCAACCUGGCCAACAUACUCUCUGUUCGAUUUCAGCGCUGCGGCGACGUCGCCGACCUCACGCAGUCCAUUGAGUGUUAUGUGGCUGCGCUGGAACUGCGUCCCCCUGGCCACCCAGCCAGAGCUAGCACUCUGGCUAGUUAUGCCACUGCUUUACUGCUUCGCUACGGCCAACUCGGUGUCGAAGAAGACAUUGAGUUCGCAAUCGAGCAUCUCCAAGCCGCAUUAGAGAUUUUGCCUCCCACUGGCCCCAGUCGCCUCAUGUCCUUGAUUAAUUAUGCAAGCGCCUUGUUUUCCCGUUUCCAAUACACUGAAGAUAUCUCGGAUCUCGACAUGGCUAUUAGUCAUUACCAUGGGAUUUUAAACACUUGCCCUCUUGAAAACAAAGCUACCGCGUGUUACAACCUCGCUAAUGCUCUCCUAUCUCGAUUUAAAAUCCGCCAUGAGGCUGUCGACCUCAAUUCUAGCAUCGAAUAUUCGUAUGUCGCCCUGCAUGCAAUGAAAGAAGGUCAUCCUGAUCACCCAUUGAUCAUUACUGGCCUUGCAACUGGUCUUAUUAGGCGGUUCCAGUUGCGUGGAGGUGCCGCUGACCUUGGACCCGCCAUUACGAACUUCCAGCUGGCUCUAGACUUGCGUCCACCCGGGAACCCGACACGCUUCUCCGCGCCCAGCGAUAUUGCUGACGCUCUCGUAAUGCGCUACAAUCAUAGUGAAGAGUUAGUAGAUCUCCAAUUGGCCAUUGACCAUUACCGUGAGGCGCUGCGCCUACUUCCUCCCAAGCAUAAGAGCGAGCCGAUACUCCUCGAUAACCUUGGAAAUGCCCUUUUCCUUCGCCAGAUUAGAUUGGGAGACCUGAAGGAUCUGGACGAGGCAAUCGAAAAACAUCGUCUCGCGUUGGAUCUCUGUGCAGGAGAUUCAAUUAGGGUUGUCUUGAUGCUAGAAGCCUUAGCCAACUAUCAUGACGUCCGGUUCAAGAGGAAGGAAAAUCCCGCAGAUCUCCACUCUGCUAUUCAUUACUUCAACGAAGCCCUCUUGCUCGCCCCUGCUGAUCACCCCCACUACGUGUCAAUCUUAAACAGCAUUGCUUUGUGUCUAGGAACACGUUUCCAAGCUUACGGUGAACUCGCCGACUUAAAUAGGGCAAUUUCCUGUUGUCGUGAGGUUCUGGAGCUGCUAUCUCUGGGACAUCAGCGUCGGGCGUUGACGUUGCACACACUCGCCGAGGCUCUUCUUCAGCGCUUUGAAGAGACAGGGGAUGAAUUUGACAUCCAACAAGCCUAUCUGCACUCGUGCCUGAACGAGCCUCCUCCGAAAUACUGUGCUCGGAUAAUAAGGGCCCGGUUCCUCCCCUGGAAUGACGCUGAAGAUCUGGAGCCUGUUUUCCGGCAUCUCAGGAGCGCAAAAGACUCCUGCACGGCAGACGACCCACUCCUUCCUGAAGUCCACGCUGAACUGUCAACAGCAUAUUUUCUUCGCUACAUUCUCACACGGCGGCCUUCGGAGCUGAAGCAAGCACUGGGACAUCACCAGCUCAGCCUCGCCCUCGCAGAAGGCGCCUCAUCCCCUGCGUUCCGUGCUUCAAUGCAGUGGGCGAGGGAUGCAGAGAUAUAUAACCAUUCGUCGAUGGUCGAUGCAUAUCGAACUGCCGUACAAUUGCUAGGAUCGGCUCGUCCUAGAAACGAGGUGGCCAGAUAUCCGACAGUCUUUGGUGGAGCGCAACGUAGCCAGGUUGGCUGGCGAUGCUGCGUCAGCCUGCUGAGGACCAUUGGCAUGCUUGAGUACGCAAGAGGAUUGCUGUGGGCACAGCUUGUGCGGGUUAUGACAGCCCUGGAUGACCUGCGUGCUAUGGGUGAGCCGGGCGUGGGAUUAGCCAAAUUGGGAGCGUUUGCAUCAACCGCGCCAAAAAAGUCUAGGCCUUUGCUAAAGGCGAAAUACGCUGUGAUUGAUCAAAUCAGGCGGAAGCAAGGGUUCAAGGAUUUCCUUGCCCAACCGGAGUUCUCUCAGCUCCAGAAAGCAGCUAGCGAAGGACCUGUUAUCAUUACGACCACUGGCCAACGUUCGUGCGAUGCCCUCAUCGUGUGGCGUGCAGGGCCUCCAGUUCACGUACCCUUACCCGACAUAUCCCUUGCUGAUAUAUCGCUCAUGGCCUCGAAAUUCGAGGAUCUCACCAAGGGUACUGGUCAAGUACCUUGCAGCAAAACCCGCGAAUACCAACUUGCUGAGCUCCUGUCUGACCUAUGGGACCAGGCUUGUGCAUCCUAUCGUGCAGCAGCUGAUUCCCCAUACACCAAGAGGCUCCCGGUUGUGGUGGUGCCCUACGGGACAUCUGUCACCCAAUUACCGGUCCGCCGGACCACGCUGACGUCCGGCAUAUCUGGAUUCUUAAAAAGUAAGAAAUCAAAGCAGUCUCUGCUGCACCCAGACACUCCUUCGUCGUCACGAAGCGCGCUGGCCACAGUUGUUGCAAUCGGGCACCCAGAUUCCGAAGGCACUGACGACCAGUUCGACUUCGUGCGGAACUGCAUACCACCAACCGUGCCUUUUAAGGCCAUCGAAGGGGAGGAGGUAUCGCGGGUUACGGUUUCCAAUUCCCUGAAGGAAUCCAGCUGGGUGCACUUUGCGUGUCCGGUAGUGCAUGACUCCUCGCGGCCGUUUCGAAGCGCUUUCGAGAUGUGGGAUGGGAGUUUGACGGUGUAUGACAUCGCGCGCAUUCGACCGAGCGUGGAUUUUGCGUUCGUGUCCACGUGUCGAAUCGUCAAAAGGGACUCGGAUUCGGUUCACGAGUCAAUGAGCUUGCCUGCGUGUUUGCAGUACACUGGAUUUAGGAGUGUCAUCGGCCCGCUUUGGACGGUGGAUGCGGAGGUGACGCGACGAGUCGUAUCCUGUUUCUACGAGAAGGCGCGCAGCGCUGGAACUAUCCAUCAGCUCGACGCUGCCACUGCCUUAAAUGAAGCACUGAAGAUGAUUGGGGAAACGGUACCACUGUCGCAGCGGAUAGCUUUUGUACAUGUUGGAGUGUAA
Molecule: messenger RNA, 3189 nt
Organism: Pisolithus orientalis
Lineage: Eukaryota; Fungi; Basidiomycota; Agaricomycetes; Boletales; Pisolithaceae
Exons: 6
Coding region: 1-3189 (1062 amino acids)
Molecular function (GO): protein binding
Source: RefSeq, a predicted model, not a curated record